Molecule: messenger RNA, 4351 nt
Organism: Cygnus olor (mute swan)
Lineage: Eukaryota; Metazoa; Chordata; Aves; Anseriformes; Anatidae
Product: 6-phosphofructo-2-kinase/fructose-2,6-bisphosphatase 4
Exons: 15
Coding region: 29-1447 (472 amino acids)
Biological process (GO): fructose 2,6-bisphosphate metabolic process; fructose metabolic process
Cellular component (GO): cytosol
Molecular function (GO): ATP binding; 6-phosphofructo-2-kinase activity; fructose-2,6-bisphosphate 2-phosphatase activity
Source: RefSeq, a predicted model, not a curated record
GCCGCCGUGCUCCGGGAGGCGGCCGAGGAUGGCGGCGGCGUCGCCGUCGCGGGAGCUCACGCAGAACCCGCUGCAGAAGACGUGGGAGCCGUACGACAACGGGCUGCCGGCGGGGCACAGCGCCCAGCGCGGCGUAUGUAUGACCAACUGCCCUACUCUGAUUGUCAUGGUGGGUCUGCCAGCAAGAGGAAAAACCUACAUCUCGAAGAAGCUGACACGAUAUUUAAAUUGGAUUGGAGUGCCUACAAAAGAAUUUAAUGUCGGUCAGUAUCGUCGAGAUUUGGUGAAGAAAUAUAAAUCUUUUGAAUUCUUCCUGCCUGACAAUGAAGAAGGCUUGAAAAUCAGGAAACAGUGUGCCUUAGCAGCGCUGAAUGACGUCCGACAGUACCUCAGUGAAGAAAACGGGCACGUGGCUGUCUUUGAUGCUACAAAUACAACUCGAGAACGUAGAGAAACUAUUUACAAAUUUGGAGAAGAAAAUGGGUAUAAGACUUUUUUUGUUGAGUCAGUAUGCGUAGAUCCAGAGGUCAUUGCUGCAAACAUUGUGCAAGUGAAGCUGGGUAGUCCAGAUUAUGUCGAUUGUAGUAACGAUGAAGCAACUGAAGAUUUCAUGAAAAGAAUAGAAUGCUACAAGAACUCGUAUGAGACGUUAGAUGAAAAUCUUGACAAGGAUCUUUCUUAUAUUAAAAUUAUGGAUGUUGGAAGGAGUUACCUUGUGAACAGAGUGAUGGAUCACAUCCAGAGCCGGAUUGUCUACUACCUCAUGAAUAUCCAUGUGACUCCUCGGUCAAUCUACCUCUGUCGACAUGGAGAAAGUGAACUCAAUCUGAAAGGGAGAAUAGGAGGAGAUCCUGGACUGUCUGUCAGGGGUAAAGAAUUUGCCAAGAGCUUGGCACAGUUUAUUAAUGAGCAAAAUAUCAAGGAUCUGAAAGUUUGGACCAGUCAGAUGAAAAGGACAAUUCAGACUGCUGAAGCUUUGGGAGUGCCUUAUGAACAGUGGAAGGUUUUGAAUGAGAUAGAUGCAGGAGUGUGUGAAGAAAUGACAUAUGAAGAAAUACAGGAAAAUUACCCACUUGAGUUUGCACUGAGAGACCAAGACAAAUACAGAUACAGAUACCCUAAAGGAGAGUCCUAUGAAGAUCUUGUUCAGAGGCUGGAGCCAGUAAUUAUGGAACUUGAAAGGCAGGAAAAUGUGCUUGUCAUAUGUCACCAAGCUGUCAUGCGCUGUUUGCUUGCAUAUUUUCUUGACAAGCCUGCAGAGCAACUGCCUUACCUGAAGUGCCCACUACAUACUGUCUUAAAGCUAACCCCAGUGGCUUAUGGAUGUAAAGUAGAAUCUAUAUUCCUGAAUGUUGAAGCUGUAAACACACACAGAGAUAAACCUGAGAAUGUAGACAUUUCCAGACCUCCUGAGGAAGCUCUUGUAACAGUCCCUGCUCAUCAGUGAAUCCUGUGUCCUGAUCAACUAUCGAACUUGGGAAUGUAGGCGUGGACCGAUCGAGAGAAGAAGCUCUGAGGACAGUACCUAACCAUCUAUAGCUGCAGUUCCUGGUGGCAGCAGCCCUUCCUCCACCGCGACAGCGUUAAGUAGCAGCUCGGGUCCCUGAGAAUGGAGACAGCGUGCUGAACGCUGAGCAAGUUGGAACAAAUGCGCCUCCCCUUCACUUUAAGACAUUUCGAAUGUGAUUCAGCUUCUUUGGAGGAAACCUGUAGUUCUGGUUAACUCCCAGUGCCGAAAGGUAUUGGUAAAAAAAAAGAUUCAUAGAAGCAGAGUAAUGUUGGUUUUAGGUUUUCAUAUGUAAAUUUGUGCAGUUUCAGUAGCUUUUAUUGUUCAUCUGUGGAAUACUGCAAGAUGGCUAAUUGCCCGUGUCAGGUUUACUGUCAGAUUUUAACUAGAUUUUACUUUCUUUUAGUGUUUUUGUAAGAGUUCCUCUUAUUUUUACUGUGAAUGGUUGCCUAGAAUUACACAAAGAUUUUUUUUGAUGGCGUAUUUAACACGUGAAAUUCUGCAUUUUGAGCAUUGGAGGAUUCACGUUGCAAAACUACUUUAAAUUGGAAAGCUCAUCAGUCACGUUAGCUUCUGUCUCUUAUAGUGAUUUUUGGUUUACCAACCUCAACUUAAAUUUGUAUGGGAUGGGGAGACUUACCCCUUGGAAAUAACACCAUUAAAAGUAGACUUGCUAUCUGAAAGAUUCUGCGGUUCUAGCAAGAUUUUAAUGUUUUCUAGGAGCCAGAUGUAUUUAGAUCACAGUGGAGGACACGGUAUUAAGUAAUGGCUGUGGGAUACAAGUGUGAGUAUAAGACAGCAGCCUCGGGUAAUGAAACUAGAUAGAGAAAUGCCCCUUCUGCUGUGGCCACAGGAGGGGAUGAGCAGCUUUCUGAGACUGGGAGGUAGGGAAGAAGGAUUCAGACUGUCAAAGGCUGGAGAAGCUGCUUUUCUUACUAGUGCUGUGAUUUUUUUGGCAGUUUUUGGAGUGAAUUUCAACAUGUAUGAUUCUCUUUAUAGCCACAUCUAACAUGUAUAUCAGGAAACAGUACAGAAAGGUUAGGUGGCAUUUAACCUUUCUUACAGCUCAUGCAAGAAAAACAGUUGGUAAAUUCUGGAAUUGUUUUUUAACAAGAUGCACCUACAUUUUUUUUAUUGUUUUUAAGCAACCUUCCACUAUUUAAAAUCUUUGCUGCUCUUUUAUAUUUCUUUGUGAAACUCCAGUGCUAAAAAUGGAAUUUUGUAUGUCUGUUGAGGCUACAGCCCUCUGACUGUACUAAAUCAGUGUAUUUUGUAUGUGUUUCCAGACAACUGAAGUGAGCUGCCAACACUGUUGCUGGCUCUUAGUUCUUGAAGUGAGAACUAUCUUUUUGUAGAUAGACCGUGCUUUUUUUUUGAUUUAGGGACUUUUCUUCAAUUGAUUGAACUUUUACCAUGUACAUUGUUGAUUUUUUUAAAGAAACUUUUUUGUUUGUUUGCUCAAUUCCUGUGUGAAAUAAUGGGCCCUCGUAGUUUUGCAGGGAAGGGCUACAUUGUCUUCUGUUUGUGCAGGGUUUAUAAGAUAACAUGCUGCUGUUGUGAUUUGUUUUAAUAAGCUAAUUUCAGCAAUAUGUUCAGCUCUGGAAGUAAGCCAUAUCACAUCGCUGGGUUUCAUUUCAGAAGAGGAAUGGGUAGGGCGUGAAAUGACCAGAAACGCUUGCUUCAAGUGCUGCUGUCUAGAGCUUUGUGUGUGUGAUCCAUUAGUUCAGUAACGCGCAUUUCAGAUCUUUAUUAAUUCAGCUGUGUUCAUAGCUCUUAUCUGAGGAGAGAGACCACACAGCGCUACUCAGAGUAGUUAAUUUAUUGAUGCAUAGUAAACAAGGCCACCUUUGUGGCAAAAGUGUAGGAAUAACAUCCCCCCCUCCGAUACCGUGCGUGCUUCGUGUGGGAAGCGGGGCAGUGCUCCAGGCAGCCCUCGCUCCUCCAGAGCUCUGCCAUCCAGCCAUGAGCAGGAGUUGUUUGACAACUUUUAAAUUGAAAGAGUCAGGGUUUAUUCUGAGUUACAGGCGGCAGAUCCUGGGAUACUACAUCAGAAAAGCAGGGUUUUACUAUCAGGGUGUGGUACUUGAACCUGGUUGAAGAAAUGUGGAAGGAAAGGUUUCCCCUAGUGAGAGGUGAGCCAAAAGGCCGCUCUUCUGCAUUGGCAAGCACAGCUGGAGGUGUCUCCCCUUUCUCCUUUUCUUUGUUUUACCUCUAAACUUUCAGAGGUGCUGUAAAAUUCCCUGAGGCUAAAUGUUUUAUGUAUAGUAGGUAUUUUUAUAGCCUGCUUUUAAAUAUACUGUGAUGAAUGUUUUACUAAGUGGGUGUUCAGUAAAAAGAGUUGUAUACAAGUGUAAAUAAACUGUUAUGCUGAUACUUGAAGAGAAAAAAAUAUGAAGUUGUCUGUUCUACUUUAGGAAGGUACUUAAACCAUUGACUGCAUCCAACCCUUUCUAGCUGGUAAGAGCAAAUGUAGACAAUGAAUGUAAAUGUGAAGCAGUUCUCCCCAAUGCCUAACUACCUUUCUGGGGAGACACUGUUAAGAAUGGCAGAUCAUCGUCCCUGUCUAAAAGCUGCGUACGUCCUCCCCUCGUGUUCCUGACCAUGCAAUACUGACCGAUCUGUCACUGAUAGGGGAGGUAAAAAUCCUUGUCCUGGCCUUGCAUAUUUAUACCCAUGUGUAUUUUACUACCUUUUGACUGUUAGUACACUUGCUAGCUCAGAUGCAGUCUUUAGAAUGGGGUUAAACUAUCUUUUCUUACAUCAUUGGCCUUCGUUGUAAUCUUUCAGACAAAUGUAAUCAUUUGACGUUUGAUCCAAGUAAUAAAGAUCAAAUGCUACACCUUG